AUGCAGCAGAUUCUCUCUAAGACUUCAUCUGCUAUGGCCACUUUUCCUUGUUCCAGGGUGAAAAGUGGGUGGUGCGUGUGGCCAAAUGUGAGACAACUUUGCCUUAGAAAAGGAAUUCUGUAUGGAUUUAUGCGAUUGUUUUCUACACCAUUGAAAACGCUGCGUGGAGCUAGUCGCACGCUGAGGGUGGGUCAGUUUUGCAGUGUUGUCAAUAUGUCUUCCUCGUUGCAGAUUGAAUUGGUACCUUGCCUGAAGGACAACUAUGCGUAUCUUUUACAUGAUGUGGAUACGGGUACGGUUGGUGUUGUUGAUCCUUCUGAAGCUGUGCCUAUCAUAGAUGCCUUGAGCAGGAAAAAUCGAAAUUUGACAUACAUACUCAACACUCAUCAUCAUCAUGAUCACACUGGUGGAAAUGUGGAAUUGAAAGCAAGAUAUGGAGCAAAGGUGAUUGGUUCAGGAACUGACAAGAAAAGGAUUCCUGGGAUUGAUAUCUAUUUGAAUGAUGGUGAUAAGUGGAUGUUUGCUGGCCAUGAGGUGCGUGUAAUGGACACACCUGGGCACACCCGAGGCCAUAUAAGCUUCUAUUUUCCUGGAUCUGGGGCAAUUUUUACUGGAGACACUUUGUUCAGCUUAUCAUGUGGCAAGCUGUUUGAAGGAACCCCACAGGAGAUGAUGUCUUCUCUUAAAAAGAUCAUGUCCUUGCCAGAUGAUACAAAUAUAUACUGUGGACACGAGUAUACAUUGAGUAAUACAAAAUUUGCAUUGUCCAUAGAGCCUGAAAACAAAGAACUUCAAGCCUAUGCUGCUCAUGUAGCUUACCUUCGAAGUAAAGGCUUGCCCACGAUUCCCACCACACUGAAGAUGGAAAAGGCUUGUAAUCCAUUCCUUCGAACAUCCAAUGCUGCAAUCCGGCAAUCAUUAAACAUUGCAACCACAGCAAAUGAAGCAGAAGCCCUUGCUGUCAUCAGGCAAACAAAGGAUAAUUUUUAG
Messenger RNA from Sphenostylis stenocarpa, 990 nucleotides. The record is from the annotation of a GenBank genome assembly. NCBI's taxonomy places the organism in Eukaryota, Viridiplantae, Streptophyta, Magnoliopsida, Fabales, Fabaceae.